AUGCGUUCGUCUAUGGUGCUCGUCGGCGCCUACCUGUUCGCUGCUGCAGUCUCUGGCACAAUCAUCAACGAUGUCGAAGACAGAGACAUCCUGUCCGACCUCGAUGUUGUGAACUCGCCCACUGCCCCUGUUGCGUCCGCCACCGACCCUGCCAGCGACACUCAGGCUGCCCAAACAACAUCUGCCUCGCAGACCGACACAGCGUCUCCAUCACCAACAGACCCUCUAGUAUCAACCACUGAGUCCUCUACGACCACGACCUCGGACCCGCCGUCGUCCACCACCACCACUACUACUUCUGACCCUCCGACUUCCACCUCGUCCUCGUCCACUACGACUACGUCGAUACCCGCUCCUACUAGCACUUCGACCACUGAACCUGUCACGUCCACCGACCCUCCAACAUCGACCACAACCUCAUCAGUGCCCCCAGAGACCACCGUUUCUUCCCUACCGGCCGGUGGUGUAACAACUUACGUUCUCACCAGCACCGCCGAACCAGAAACUCCAACCUCUACCACCAGCGCUGCCGCCGGUUCCUCCACCGCCCCUAGUCUUAACGACAGUGGUUCCAGCACCAGCAAUGGACUCAGCACCGGCACACGAAACACCAUCAUCGGUGUUGUUGUCGGUGUUGGUGGUGCCAUCUUGAUUGCCGGUAUUGCCUUUGUUGCCUGGCGCAUCUGGGGACGAAACCGCCAUGAGAGUGACAACGAUGAAGACGAUCUCAUGAGUGCCGGUACUGCCGUGGGCAGCAACUCUCGUGAAAAGGCCCCCAGCCCUGGUGGAACUCCAUUCCGAUCCACUCUGGACCAGUAUCACAACCCCGGACCAGUCAAUGCUGCUUCCAACUUUUAA
This is a messenger RNA of Talaromyces rugulosus, 858 nucleotides long. RefSeq lists its product as uncharacterized. The record is from RefSeq and is a predicted model, not a curated record. The transcript has a single exon. NCBI's taxonomy places the organism in Eukaryota, Fungi, Ascomycota, Eurotiomycetes, Eurotiales, Trichocomaceae. Bases 1 to 858 code for a protein of 285 amino acids.